AUGUCUUGUUUAAACUCCACCUCACUACUUUUCAUCAUUUGCUUGAUUCUGUCAAUAUUUAUAAUGACAACGCCAACCAAUGCUCAAGUACGCCUAUCUUCUAGUUCGACUCCCACGAACUCUGCUCACUUAAAUUCUCUGUCUACCACCACAACCCGAUCUUCUGUAGCUGCAAUACCAGCGCAAACUCAUCAAGUUCUAAAGCCUACCGCAUCCUCUUCCUCUAGACAAUCAUCCACACCUACAGCAACGCCAAAUUAUAAUUUCCAAGAUUUCAAUAAUUUACCUGGUAAUCCCGAUCCGAAUCAGAUCAAAAUAAUAUCUGCCACUACAAUCAAACAUACAGGCAUCAAAUCUCCUAAACCUACUGGUAUCGUUAAUUCUGAUCAAAGCGAAACUGGAGCUGGUAAUAGUCUAAGAGUCGGCGGUGGUUUUGGUUCCAUGUGGAGUAUAUUAAUACUUGAGCUCGGAACUUUGAUGAUUUCCUUGGCAUUUGUCGGAUUCGACAAUUAUAAAUAA
Messenger RNA from Acaulospora morrowiae, 519 nucleotides. The record is from the annotation of a GenBank genome assembly. Lineage: Eukaryota; Fungi; Glomeromycota; Glomeromycetes; Diversisporales; Acaulosporaceae.